AUCCAUCCUCAGUCCUUUCCCUUUUAUGCUAUUCACCCACUUCCACCCUUCCGACAAUACUGUCCUUGCUUGUUAAUAUUUUAUCAUCUUGGUACUAUUCUUCCUCCCAAGCUUUCCACCCUUUCUUUGUUCCUUUCAUCCAAACAACACUUUCCUUUCCUGUGACCCAUCCUGUCCCGCGGUCCUUAGCACGUUUUUAAGUCAGGCGUGACUCUGGACGCCUCUUGUAUUUGAUUGGUGUUUCUUCAGGAAGCGCAACCACGGCCAGUUAUGUGAUUGGUCACUCUCGUCUUCGGUCACCCCAAAUGUGCUGUCCUCUCUCCCCGCCUGUUGUAAAUUAAUACAGGCCGUCUCAGCACUUCGAAAGAGGAAACAGAACAGUUCAUCGGGAGCUAUCGUUAACUCUGUCGCCUGUUUGAGUUAUAUUCGACAUUUACGGACACUCGAAGCCCACCGUAUGCUCUAGUUUUUAUAGGUUUCGCGAUGGACUCGAGUUGGCAACGAGCACAUCUUACGGAGAGCUAACGAGAAGCUAAGUGUCAGCUGUGCUCGGUCGGUCCGCGAUUGGUGCGUUAUUUUCCGGUGGGCGGGACUCAAUAAUACUUUUUCUAUGUCUUCGUUUGGUGACAACAUGCUGGAAAUGACAGGAUAUGAUAUCAAGAAAUGAUGAUGUCGCUGGAUAAGUUGAAAAAGGUCACCGUGGGUCGUGGGCCCCGGGCCCCGGCGAACGGCAGGGGCCAGAGCGCCCUGGCGGCGCCCGCUCAGCGCAUCCCCUGGAAGCGCUACUCGGUGGGCGCCGCCUUCAAGGGGCUGAGCAAGCGCCGUCGCCGCGUCCACAGCGACGGUCAAGUGGAGUCGGCGCUGCCCACUCACUUCCUGUUGGGUGGGAACAUUUUCGACCCGCUCAACCUCAACUCGUUGUUGGACGAAGAUGUCAACAGGGCAACGAACCAGAUGACGCCGAAGAGUUCGCCCCUGCCGUCCCGCAGCGGGGACCCCGUCGACAUUCUGGUCCCCCGAGACAUCACGGACCCUUUGAACCUCAAGGGAGAGGGAAGGUGUGGCGGUGAGGCGGCGGGGGUCCUGCUGUCCCCCCUCAAGUCCAGGAGGAGACACCGGAACCACCACGGCGGUGACAAGCAGGCGGCAGCCCGCCCCAUCUUUCUCUCCACAGACGGAUUGACUGUUCCGGUUUUGUCCAGAGAGGACAGCGCGGCGGCGUCCCCGCUCCCUUGCGAGCUCAACACCGCCAUCACCUGUCGCGAGGACGUCGCCCCGUCCCCGAUCCUUCCCAGGAGACACUCGUGCCCGGCGCCCGGCGCCACGCGCAAGUCCGCCGACCGGCGUCAGAGGAGUCGACGGCGCACCGCUUCCGCAGUGCCGGCGCACGUCGUCGUCGUCGCCGAGGUGACGGAAGCGGCCCGCUUCCGCACGCCGCUGGCGGGAGGGGCGGGACUCGACAGGCGCACACGCAAGCCCCCGGAGAAGAAGGGCAGACGCCGCUACGAGUACGGCAACUGUUGCCGGUACUACGGCUACCACGGUUUCUAUGGCAACGGUUGGGAGGGGCGCGUCGGGCCGGCAGAGGACGCGCGCCUCCGCUUGCUGCGGGCCGAUUGGUUCCGAGACAAGAAGGCAUUGGACGUGGGCUGCGGCGCCGGUCACCUCACCUUGACCGUGGCCCGCGCUUUCAACCCCGUGCACAUCCUGGGGGUGGAGGUGGACGGGCGACUGGUCCGAGCCGCCGAGCAGAAUGUCCGGCACUUCCUGUCACAUGACCUGGUGGAAGAGGAGAGGAAGAGGAGGAGCGCCUCGCCAAGUGGAGAGGGAGCCAAAAAGGCGCCGACGGAGGAGGAGGAGGCCCUGCGCCUCCUGGCGUUCCCGCUGUCGCUGAGGUUGAGCCGCGGUCCUCUGGCCGCGCCUCCUCUCCUCCUGGCCGCACCGCCGCCCUCGCGCAGGUUUCCCACCAACGUCUCCUUCGUCCAGGGCGACUACGUGUCGGAGCGGGAGGCGUGGCCCGGACGGGGUCAGUACGACGUGGUCAUGUGUCUGGGCGUGACCAAGUGGGCGCAGCUGCAGGCCGGCGACGAGGGCCUCGCCCGACUCUUCAGACGAGCCUAUCGGAGCCUGUCGCCGGGCGGCUUGUUCAUCCUCGAGCCGCAGCCGUGGCGCCGCUACGGCCGCAGCAAGAAAGCCUCGGCGACCACAUACCGUCACUACAGGAGUUUACAAGUGAGACCAGAGCACUUCACCUCCUACUUGAUGGACAAUGUGGGUUUCAGCUCCUACAGACUUCUCACGGUGACGGGUGAGAAAAAGCCCAUCUACCUGUUUCGCAAGAAGUGAGCUCGAGAGCUGAUCGUCGGAGAGGACGGGAAAGAAAGGUGCGGCCGUUUUCCCCGUCGCGCAUUUUGGAGAGGUUGCCCGUGCGGCCCAACGCGUCAGCUGCUGGAUUUUGGAAGUCACGUGACCCUGCGUCCCGUUUCUGGAGCGCUUAUCCUCAUUAGUGCGGGUGGCUUUGAGCUCACCUCUGAAGAAAAACAACUAAAGUUCAGACGAGAGGACAUUUUAUAAAUACUGGAUUAAGCUCCAUAUUUUUCUGGGGGUUGUUUUAAACUUUUGAUAACAAAACAAUUGUGUGUCACUAGAAAACUUUAGAUUUUUCCAGGCUGAUAACCGAUUAAUCGUCGGAUUGGUUUGAGGGGGGGGGGGGGUAAUACAUCAAAUAACUCCCUUAUUGCCUACAACAAGAAAUGUAUGAACUACAGGGGAAAACACGACUGUAAUACAACAUUUGAACUUUAAACAGAGAAACGCGCAAAACUGCAUCGACUGAGGAAUUUGCCUUGAGGUUCAGUCCGUGAAUGUUUGUCAGCAUCUAAGCAACGGAAUGAUUUCCGGAUUUCUGGAGCCCACCUGUUGCCCUCCAACAUGAAAUCGCACCUUUUCUUUGCCCGAAGAGUGAUGACUUAAUACGAGCCGAAAUAAAAACCAGAGACGCUUU
Messenger RNA from Syngnathoides biaculeatus (alligator pipefish), 3004 nucleotides. Its product is annotated as 7SK snRNA methylphosphate capping enzyme-like. The record is from RefSeq and is a predicted model, not a curated record. Gene Ontology annotation, molecular function: RNA methyltransferase activity; O-methyltransferase activity; snRNA binding. NCBI's taxonomy places the organism in Eukaryota, Metazoa, Chordata, Actinopteri, Syngnathiformes, Syngnathidae. The transcript is spliced from 8 exons. Gene Ontology annotation, biological process: snRNA modification. Bases 664 to 2346 code for a protein of 560 amino acids.